AUGGCAGCCAGUGAGGCUACCCUCUCGGCAGAGCUUAAGGCUCUGGUUAAGCAGCAUGAGGCAUACAAAAUCAAAGCAGCAGAGGAACAGCAACUCGUCGAGAAACUCCUGGGACUAUUACAACAAAAGGAACAGUCACUCGAGAACCUCAAAUCCGACCUCGACGACCAAACUGAAAGCCGUCGCCGCUGGCAGAAGCGUGCGACUGACGCCGAAUCGCGUACUACAAGUGUCCAGCACCUCCUCGUCCUCGUCGACGGCAACCAGCAUUUCUUUCAGCCUGGGCUGAUAAGAGCAGGGACCCCGGGCGCAAAAGAGGCUGUCGAUACCCUGCUGGCCGAGGUAAAGGAGUUCGCCAGACAGCAACACAAGAAUGACCUCCCCGAGACGAUCUCGGUGGUAGUGCACAUUUUCUCUGACAUUGGCAGACUUGCCCAGGACCUCGCUGCGGCAAACCUCCUGCCAGAUCCGGACAGAUUGUGGACCUUUGUUCAGGAUGCCUGCAAGAUUGAGCCGUGUAUCACCAUCAGUGACUGUGGUGCCGCGCACGACGCCGUGGAUGCCAAAAUGAAGCAAUUCUACGAGUUGUACAUCGAGAACUGUCAUUGCAGACACAUAUUCCUAGCACUAGGCGAAGAGUCCGAGUAUUACAACAUUCUGCAGUUGUACAGCGAGGACGAUUACACCAAAGCAAAGACCUCCCUGGUGGAACCCGCACAGGGCUUUCCUGCAGGGAUCAACGUCCCUUUCCACAUUGUCAGCUUGUCCACGCUUGUCAGUGUUCCCAGAAAGGAGUCCUUUUCGGGAGAGAUCACGGCAAACAUCAACGGACGGUCGUCGGCUCCUCAAUGGGAAGACAAAGUCGAAUAUGAGGUUGCUGCCCCAGCCACCUCGGAGCUCAAGUCCGUCCAAACGGUUUCUCCAACAACUGCCCGCCAUGAACCCAAGGUCUCGUCAUCUUCCUCGGACACUCACCGCUCAAAGGGACCAGAGGAAAAUGGACUUGACCCUUCUCCUGAGCAAUGGAAGGAAACAACCCCUGCGCGAAACGAGCCGAAUGGCAUCAUUGCAGAUGAUGCUGCACGCGAGUCCAGCUCCGCCGGUGUUGUAAAACUUGAACCUUCCACUCAUUCAUCUUCAAAUUCGAACAAGACCGCGGAACAAAGCUGGGAGACAACUCCCUCUGCUAACACUUACGUCCCGCCCCCAUUUGAAGGGGCCUGGGGUGACGAGGAAGCAGGAGUGGAUGGAGUGCCCGGGAGGCAAGAACAUCCCCAGCAUAAUGGUACCUGGACUUCUGAUCCUGCAGGUUCCUACCGUGGCUUCAACAAAAAUAAACAAGCCCAGAAGCCGGCAUGGCGUCAGGAACGUCCUGCUGGUUUUCCUGCGCGCCGACCGAGGCGAGUCCCUCAACAAUUUGAGGGCUCAUGGGACGACAUGACUCAGGGAGACGAGCCUCAGUCACAACCGUCGAUUCACGAAUCCUCCCCAUCACUAGCCUCGGCGUCCGUGCCAGCGUCAGCACCAAAUGCAGUGAGCAAUCCCAACCUCAAGUCGAAUGGUUUUAAGCCUUUGGCACCUGGGCAUGAGGGUCUAACGAAGCCAGAACCGUACCCAAAUGCCCGACCCAUCUGGUCUCCAAUCGCAUUGAACUAUCUCGACCAGCGCAUCGACUUGAAGCUGCCACGCCCUUCGCCUGGCGAUCAGGAACUCUUCGACCUGCGCUCGCGCAAUCGCAGACUGUGUAACGAACAUCACCUGCGGCUCAGUUGCAAUAAUACCUCUUGUCCAUAUGACCACGAGCCCAUCUCCGAUGGUGUAUACCUGGCUUUACGCCACAAAGCUCGCACCCUUCCAUGCAGCAUCGGUCCCGGUUGUCGACGUCACGAUUGUUUCGGCAGUCACCAUUGUCUGAAUAUAGUGAGCACCACAGGCUGCAGAAGACCGAGAUGCCCGUUUCAGGCUAGAAUGCACGAUACAACCGACCUCGUGAUUGUCAACAUGAUUGAGCCCCCACCGAAAGAAGUUAACUGA
Exophiala dermatitidis NIH/UT8656 is the source of this 2034-nucleotide messenger RNA. RefSeq lists its product as uncharacterized. The record is from RefSeq and is a predicted model, not a curated record. Gene Ontology annotation, molecular function: metal ion binding. The transcript is spliced from 4 exons. Bases 1 to 2034 code for a protein of 677 amino acids. Lineage: Eukaryota; Fungi; Ascomycota; Eurotiomycetes; Chaetothyriales; Herpotrichiellaceae.